Cuculus canorus (common cuckoo) is the source of this 5146-nucleotide messenger RNA. It is a transcript of the gene TMEM129, whose product is annotated as transmembrane protein 129, E3 ubiquitin ligase. The transcript is spliced from 4 exons. Lineage: Eukaryota; Metazoa; Chordata; Aves; Cuculiformes; Cuculidae. Gene Ontology annotation, cellular component: membrane; endoplasmic reticulum. Gene Ontology annotation, biological process: protein ubiquitination. The coding region runs from base 43 to 1131 and encodes 362 amino acids. The record is from RefSeq and is a predicted model, not a curated record. Gene Ontology annotation, molecular function: ubiquitin protein ligase activity.
CCCGGUGCCGUCCCCGCCGCAUCCGGCGCCGGGAGCCGUAGGAUGGAGAGCCCGGCGGUCACCUUCACGUUGGCCUACGUGGUGUUCGCCGUGUGCUUCGUGUUCCCUCCCGACGAGGUGCGCUCGGCGGGGCUGACGGUGCAGAGCCUGCUGGGCGCCUGGCUCGGCAGCGAGGACGCGGCCUUCGUGCAGUACCACCUGCGGCGCAGCACCGGCACCAUGGUGGCGCACGCCCUGCUGCCCCUCGGUUACUACGUUGGUAUGUGCUUCGCUGCACCUGAAAAACAUCUAUGUUUUUUCUACCUGGCUUCGAAAGGAUGGAAAACUUUCUUCUUCUUUGCUGUCCUCUUUCCAGCAGUCACCGGUGCCCUGGCAUAUUACUGGUCACGGAAAGGCUGGAAUAAUCAUCCGUUAGCCCGAACACUUGCUGUUCAUGCUCUUCCACAGUCGGGUUGGAGGGCAGUAGCCUCUUCCAUCAAUACAGAAUUUAGGAGAAUUGACAAAUUUGCUACGGGAGCCCCAGGAGCAAGGGUGAUUGUUACGGACACAUGGGUGAUUAAAGUGACCACCUACUGUUUACACGUUGCCCAGCAGCAGGACAUUCAUUUGACAGUGACUGACUCCAGACAGCAUGAACUCACCCCAGAUUCAAACAUGCCUGUGCAGUUCCUCACCAUCCGUGUGGCCAGUAAUAAUCCCUAUGUGAAAGCUUUUGAUAUCCGGUUGAACUCCACAGAGUAUGGGGAGCUCCGAGAAAAGCUCCGUGCUCCCAUCAGCAAUGCAGCUAAUGUUGUGAUCCAUCAAAGCCUUAGUGAUUUAUUUCUAGAAACCUUUACAUCUCUGGUGGAAAUUAACCAGACAUAUUCUGUUCCAAGCACUCAGGAGCUGGAGCCAUGCAUAGGGUGUAUGCAGACUAUCGCUAACAUCAAGCUCAUCAAGAACUGCCAGGAGCCAAAUGAAGGGGAGUGCCAGCAGUGCUACUGUCGUCCCAUGUGGUGCCUCACCUGCAUGGGCAAAUGGUUCGCCAGCCGACAGGAUGAGCAGCACCCAGAGACCUGGCUGUCGAGCCACGUGCCUUGUCCAACUUGCCGAGCCAAAUUCUGCAUUUUAGAUGUUUGCAUAAUACGAUGAAUAAUAAUUUGAUAUGUUUUAACUUUUUAAAUUCAAAUGUAUUUCAUAAUAGGUUUGGUUAAAACACCUGUUAGAUUUGUUUCUGGGACUUCAUGUUCUUACAGGGGUACAAAUUCCAAAGCUUUAUUUUACAGUAUUAAAAACAGAUGUAAAUGUUUUCAGUUCCUCUCCACUUUUACUGGUAUCUUUGGGUUUUAUUCACCAGAUAUCAGUUUGGGGAUUUUUUUUUUUUUUCUUUUUUAACCCACAUUUGCUUUCUUAUGUCUUGGAUGGAAUAAGAGUAUCACUUAAUAUUUGCAGUACUAUUUUCUGUUCAAGUUUUAACAUAGGUUAAAUUCUUUACAUUUUUACAGUUAACUUGAGUUUUGAUUCUUCAGUAAAGGGCUAACUGAGAAGAUUACUUUGCUUAGACUUCACUGGUACUUUUGUUCUUCUUUAAUACAUUUGUAAAAUUCUUAUUAAUUUUUACAAGUGUUCAUCAAAUAGGUAUACCAGUUCUGUUCCUUCUGCUGGUCCCCUCCACUUAUAGAGGAGAUUGGUUUCUGUAGGCUAAGGAAUGUAAUCCCUGGAGAUAUACAACUCAAAUAGGAACCAUUUAUUCCAUUAAUCUGCUUCUUGCUUAUUUUUUGAAGGAUUCAGAAACAUCUGCUAAAACUACGUAUAGCUACAUUGCUUAGAGUUUCAAUGUUCUUUAGGUGAAGGACUUUUUUUAUACAUUUGAAGAGAGUGCAGCAAACUUCUGAACUGUCUAAAUAUUCUGAAAGGAUGCUCUGGUGUUUCAAAUCCUGUAAGCUUUUCCUGAGGAUAACCUUUCCUCUGAAAGAGAUGAAAGGAUCAUAGGGGUAUACGUUGCUAUGUUCAAUGCCUGAAGAGUGACCAUCAUUAACAAAACUUUUUCAGGCUUGAAAUUUACAGACUGAUCAUAAGCAGUAGUCGCUGGUUUAAUAUUCAUUGGGUACUGAUGCAUACUUCUUGAUCUGAUCUGCAUCAGAAUAAUUUGUAAACUGAAAUCAAAGCAUUUUCCAUACAUUUGAGAGAGCCCUACUCUUAGAGCUAAAUGUAAUCCUUAAUGUUCUAGCUGUCCAUCACACCCUUCAAUGAACUGUUACUUGGUGAAAAGCCUCAAGCUGCUGGAGGAUGUGUGUUUGAGUUGAUGCACUGGCUUGUGCAAUGCAGGGGCUAAGAGGCAGGUAUUCACUUCCUUGGGUUGUCCAUCAGAGGAGUAGUAACCUCAGGCAGACGGAUGGGUCAGAAGGCAAAAGAAAGGAAUAUUUUAAUGCUUUGGUCUAGAAUUAAAGCCCUAAUACUCCACACCUUUAUAAUCAGAAAGAUCUUAUCAGUAAAUCACUAGCAUAGAUGAAAUGCCAGUGAUUACCAGAAAAUCUCUCUAUUACGAUGACAGGCCACUGCUUUGGGCAGGAAUAGGUGGCAGGAUGUUAAAAACGUUAGAAGUAGUGGAAGCACAACCAUGAAAGGGAAGCACAACCAUGAAAGAUUUCUUUAGUCUCAGCCUGGCUACAGGUUGCAUGGUGGAUACAGUGAACUGCACUUAGAGCCAGCCAGCCAGGACAGCUGUGGUUACAGAUGUGGCUGCAAGCCGUGUUGUGGAGAAAGAUAAGGAAUUGCAAACAGAUUUGACAGCAUCAUUUGAGAACUAACAUAUAUGUUAUAUUGUUGGAGUUGGUUUUUUUUGUUUGGGUUUUUUAACAAUAUGCACUUAUAAAAGUCCAAACUAUUUGGGUUUAAGGACACUAAUCGCUUGACCAUAUCUCAGUUGUUACAAAUACAACAUCUACUAUGCAAUUAUCUAUACUACCUGUUAAUGAAGGUAAUUUUUCUUUCUUCUCAUUACCUGUUGUUUUGGAUUUUACAGAGUGAAAAUUUCACGCUGAGACUGGUAGUAUGGGUUUGUCUCUCUUUCCCAAGAGAUCUUCAGUGGCAUGUCCCUUUUCAUUUGAAUAGGAUUAAAUUGAGUUCCUGAUUUUGAGACAGAUUUGUUGACAAGUCUGAAAUUCAAGGAGCUGAUUAGUGAUUGAAUUUAAAAUAUUUUCCAGUCCUUCAGUGGAAAAGUAAUUUGGAAGUUUGAAAUGUUCUUUGCAGUAUUUUUUAACUUUUGGAAGAUUCUUAUAGGGCCAAGUGGUGUCAUCUGACAAGUGCUUCCUCGCUACACAGCAGCCUUUACAAAUCAUAUUUUGUACCAUUUACUUCUGGAAAGUAUACAUCAAUCAGCACAGAUUUAAAGGAUGCAGUCCUUGAAAUAGUUGCAGAAGAGAGGGUAGGAUUUUGGAGUUGUGGUUUUGCCAUUGACAGUCACUCAAUUCCUACGGUUCUUUUCCUGUUGGGAAUAAAAAUAUUUAUUGUAAAAAUAGGUAAAGUUAAAAUAGUAAAGGCCUUGAGAAACUUAGAUACAGCAGUUGCAGAUGGCUUUGUACAAAAAAACCAGGUCAGUUACCAAUAGUAUCCGAUGUGAUAAGAGCUUUAGUCUCCUAACGGCUUGUGCAGUAGAGUUGUUCUGUACGGAAUCUACUUUUGAAUUGUUUGGAAGUUUUCAUUUCAGAGAAGCUUUGCUUUUAUUCAUCUUACUCUUUUGCCAGUCUAACAGUGCAACCAAGUAAGAGUCAUAAAUGUAUAAUACUUUUGCAUCUCUUAAUGGCUGUGCAGUAUCCACAGAAGUGCCUCUUAGGAAACUUAUUAAUAAUUACCAAAAUAAAAUUAUGAUUACUGUUAAUAAUAGUGCCUGGCUUAAAGCCCUGAAAAUAAGCAUUUUUUCCCAAGUUUAACUUCUCAAAGUAAUCUGGCAUGCCUCCAGAGUUUGUAAGUUCUUAAAGGUUUGGUUGGUUAGAAAACUAUCUUGUCAAAAAUCUGUAUGAUAUAGUCUUCUUAGAGACAGUAGAAGGAGAAACUAUGACCUUUCUGUACACCAUCAGGUGAUAUCUCAUUUGUCUUUAAUAAAUCACUGAACGUGAAAUAAGAGUACAAAAAAAGGCAUUUGUCUUUUGAUAGCUUUAAGUUAUCAUCCGAGGAACCAAAUGCAUGUGUAAAGCUGUUUCUAGAGAAGAUCUUUCUCUGUGGUAAAAAGAAAUAUAUUGCCUCCUACCAAGUGUUGUUACAUUUUUUAAACAUAAGGACAGGGUUUAGAAUUGGUCUUUUUACAGCACUUUUGUGAGAGAAAAUGAACCCAUGGGCUAAAAUAGUCACAUAAUUUGCUUUAAUUAUUAGUUAUUUAGUGUUGCUUUUUCAGUGGUGUGUAUGCUUUUCCACCUGACUUGUGAGUAGGCAAUAUUAGUAAUCUGAAGCACGUUAUGUAAAUAUAACGUCAUUACAAUAAGACAAUCUGUAUGUGGAUGCACAGCAUCAGUAUAGAUACCCCAUAUGUGCGUAUACAUGAACAGCCCAAAUCCCCUACGUGCUAUAUAGCUCUUUAAGUGUUUGUGAAAACAUGAGCUGUGGCUUUUUUCCCACAGUUGUGUUAUUUCCAUAACUGUAGCAUUCCAGAAAAUACUGGCAAAAUAUAGGUUAACGUAGUUUGCUACUCAAAAAAGGUCAUGUUGUCCAAGCAGGAUACAUUUUGAAUCCAUGAUACGCUGAUGAUAUCAUGUUUAUCAUGAGGCUUGCCAUAACUUGGAACCAAAAUACCAGCUUAUUAUAUCAUCUCUUGAGUAUUUUUAUUGUGCUGAAACCUGGUAGAUUCCAGCUAUGUAACAUUCCAGCCAGGCUAAAUAAGACAAAACUCACUGAAGUUCUGAAUGCCAGUUCUUAAGAAAUGUUGACUUUGAGAUACGUAAGGAGCUGAAAUACAAUUAUUCAAGCUCUGACAUGCAUUACAAGACAUUUUCUUCCAAAGAUAUACCAUACUGCAAGGUUUUUUAUUUGUAGUUGGUUUUUUUUUAACCUAGCUUACCUGUUUUAAAAAGUACAGUAUUAUUUGGAUAGCCUUUAAGGAAAAGGCUAAAUGAAUACAUGUAGUUAAUCUUAAAACUUUCUGAAGAACUGAAUAAAAAUAUAUUUGAUUUUC